AUGGCAGAAGGAGUGUGUAAGACCGAGGAGGACGAAGGACCGAGCACCGAGGAGGAUUCGCAGUCGUUCCACGGGGUCGGCGUGUGUAAAUGGUUCAACGUCCGCAUGGGCUUCGGGUUCCUGUCCAUGACCAGCCGGGAGGGAGUGCCACUGGACGAACCGGUUGAUGUGUUUGUCCACCAGAGCAAGUUGCACAUGGAGGGCUUCCGCAGCCUGAAGGAGGGCGAGGCGGUCGAGUUUACCUUCAAGAAGUCAUCUAAGGGCUUGGAGUCUCAGCGAGUUACAGGACCAGGUGGCAUCCACUGUAUGGGCAGUGAGCGAAGACCCAAAGGCAAGAAGGUCCAGAAGCGACGUUCAAAGGGAGAUAGGUGCUAUAACUGCGGAGGCCUGGACCACCAUGCCAAAGAGUGCAAGUUACCACCCCAGCCCAAGAAGUGCCAUUUCUGCCAGAGCAUCGACCACAUGGUUGCCAACUGCCCAAUCAAAGCACAACAGUCCUCACCGGGCUCUCAGGGAAAACCCUCCUCCUUGAAAGGAGAUGAAGAGGAGCACAGCCACUCUGCAAUGCCUCCCGAGACCUCCGAUUAAACGAGGAAUCAGGCAACACUGACGCCGGGGGAAGCACAGAGGCCAAUCAAACUGCUUUGAUGGAGAGAUGGGACACGUGAUCUCCUUCCACCUGUUGAAGCUGCUUUUGGAACUACCUCAGGUUUAAAAAAUUGCCCAUGAAGAAUGUUGCUGAAAUUUUUUUGUUUUCAUUUGGUGUAACACUCAGGAAUACUGCUGUACUAUUGCACUCAGGACGCUUUCUAAAUGUAUGAAUCACUGCUGUCUUUUGAGGGGUUUAAGACUGUAGCAAAUGCCAUAUAACGGAUUAUUUUGAUAAGUUUUUGUAGAAUCUGUUUUUUUUAUGUGAUACUGUGCCUCUCCCGUGGGCAUUAUAUCUCUUUUUUUUUUCGUAACACUCAGUCAGUGUGUUUAGUAUGGAGCUACACUUUUGCUGCCUUACCACUUAGUCUUUUUCCUUACUUUUACAUGUCGCUAUCCGACAAGGCAGAGACUUGACCGUUAGUACCUCUGUAAUGAAUGUUAGCUUAC
This is a messenger RNA of Xiphias gladius (swordfish), 1098 nucleotides long. It is a transcript of the gene lin28aa, whose product is annotated as lin-28 homolog Aa. Lineage: Eukaryota; Metazoa; Chordata; Actinopteri; Istiophoriformes; Xiphiidae. The transcript has 4 exons. Gene Ontology annotation, molecular function: zinc ion binding; nucleic acid binding. The record is from RefSeq and is a predicted model, not a curated record. The coding region runs from base 1 to 588 and encodes 195 amino acids.